AUGACGCCGGCAGCGACGACGACGUCGGCGCCGCCGUUGCCAGCUGCAAAUGAGUUCGUUGAGGGUCUGGCGGGAGCAGCGGAGGCAGCGGCUGAGACAGGAGCAGCAGGAGCAACGGCAGCGGGCAGUAAUAUUGAUGCCAGUUAUGAGCAGAGCUACACAAAUGGCAACAAUAAUAACAACAGUAAUACGUCCAUUGCUACUACAGCAACAACAACAACAAAGGUGGCAGUAGCGGGUGGAGCCGGAGCAGCGGGAGCGACAGCUGAGCAAACGGAGCUUCCGUCGCUGCUGCCCACGCCGAUGGGCAAUAACAGCAACAAUGGCUUGGCAGAGCCGACAUUAAUGCCGCACGAGAUCAUCGGAUCGGCCACCCCCACCAAGGGCGAACAGGAGGCGAUCCUACGGGCCCUGGAUUGGCUAAAGGAGAAACGCGCCUCCGACUAUGGCUGGGCCAAUGACACACAUGUUGUCAUCCUGGCCAAGGAACUAUCGGGCGGUCGUGAUCCAAACGAUAGCGCCGAUGCCCACAUGCAGAUCAUUCAGGAGCUGGAGGACACAUUGUCCGUUAAGGAGAUGGAGAUCGAAAUAUUGGCCAUGUUGGAUCGCCAUCACACAUUGCCCAAACCACUGAAUCUCGACAAACUGGCACGCUAUGUCUUGGCCCUAGGAUCACUGUGCAAGGACCCGAAGCAUUUUCAUGGGCACGAUCUGGUGGCCACCCUCCAGCAUCAUGAGCCUGUCCAGGACAUUGAGUUUGCGCUUACCACCCUGUCAGCGUGCAGCUCGGCGGCGCACGUGAGAAAGCGUCAGAUUCGACGACUGCUGGACAUUGCCAGCGGUGUGACGGAUCAGAGUGUUGACACAAUUGCGAUGGUCAUCCUGGCGUUGCGCUGCAUCGUUACUGAUCAUCGGCAUCGCCACUUGCAGCAUUUUGUGCGUAGGCCGGCACGAGGAUUGGCCAGCCUGCAGGAUCAGCGCGGCAGCUUUGGAUCGUUGCGCAGCACAGCGUUGGCCAUGCAGGCGCUUCAGGAUCUGGAAUAUGAUCCGGCGGGUCAGUGGAAUCGCACGGCUGCCUCCCGUUAUAUACUGAGUCGACAGCGCGCCGAUGGCGGCUGGAGCGAGGAACCAUUGCAGGAUGGCCAGGAGCCAGAUAUUGGGGUCGGACUGACGGCAGACAUUAUUCUGGCACUAGGCUGGAAGGGUCUGGGCGCAGUACGGGCCCUACAAUGUGAUCAUGUGAUACGCGAGAACAGCGAUCCGACAGAGAAUGGCGAAUCCAAGCUGGCCGUACCCUACGGCCUGAGUAGCUCGGCAGAGGAGUCGGAUACCAAGAACAUUUCGUAUACUUAUACUUUAUGGGUGGGAUCCAAUGUCAGUGAGGCAUUCUCGCUUUCUCUGAUAUCGCCCAAGAAUACAAGUUUCUUUAAGGCCAUGACCCAGGCUGCCGAAAUGGAUCAAAGAUUCAUAUUCGAGGCACGUGAAUGGCCCAAUGGGCAUUAUGUACAUACGCUCUAUGGCAAGAAGGAGGAGCCACGAGGAUAUCACUAUUGGCUACUUUAUCGACUGCCGGAACUACCUGAUCCAAACAAUACGCCCGGGAAUCAGCUUAUUGCGCCUGUUGGUGUCGAUGAUCUAAUGGUCGAGGAUGGAGAGCAUUAUCUUUAUUGGUAUAAGAAACUCUAAGCACAUGAAACGCGUUGCCGGCCUACGUCCAUACACUAAAGUAAAGCAGAGAGCCGAUAACCAAAAACAUAAACGAACAUAAGAUACUAUAGCUAUAGCUACAACUACAUAUAUAUAUAUAUAUAUAUAUAUAUAUAUACAUAUAUAUAUAUGUAUAUAUACAAACAUAAAUGUCUCUCUCUAUACAUAUAUAUACAUAUAUUACAUGCAUAUAUAUAACUGAACAAUAUGGCGUAAUCAAAAUGGAUACACAAAGCAAAUCGCACAGACGCUAAACAUACUAGGUAUAUAUGUAUAGCAACUAUAUAUAUGCUAUAACUAAACAUUAAAGGCAAACGUCUUUAGGCUAAUGACAAGCUACAAACGAAAUUCAUGACAAACAUAACGCACUACUCGUACUACUCGUACCCAAAACUAAAUCAAAAGAAACCCAAAGCCAGCGAGCAGCGAAUAAUUCAGGAACGUAACUGAACAAAAUAGAGAACUAGAAUUCCAUCUAUCUUAUUUAACCAAACGAAAAAGCAUUGAACAAGAGAAGCUAUUUGGAAUUCUGUUUUAAAACUUCAUUUCUUUUCAUUCGAUUUUCAUAUUUGAAUAAUUUUGUUAAAAUGUUUAACUCAAAACAAAAUUCCGGCCAUUAAAUAGGUGUAUUGACUCAAUCAAAAGUAUUACAAAUUCUAGAAUAGAAGGCGCGCCUUCUCUGACAGCAUUCUUCUUUAUCAUUUUCAUAUACAGGGUUCCUUAUUCGUUGCUCCUUGGACUAUUCUCAUAUGAAGAAUUGCUUAAGAUGAUAUUUAGGAGAGCAAAGCAAAAUAUGAACUGGGGCUACCAAAACAUAGUCGGUCAAAGCAAAGCAAGUUAUACCAAACACCGUACGUAACAAUAAGUGAUUGAAAAUCAUACUUAGACAUACUACAUACACAACUUUAUAUACAUACGUGCAUACA
Molecule: messenger RNA, 2633 nt
Organism: Scaptodrosophila lebanonensis
Lineage: Eukaryota; Metazoa; Arthropoda; Insecta; Diptera; Drosophilidae
Exons: 5
Coding region: 1-1686 (561 amino acids)
Biological process (GO): cobalamin transport
Molecular function (GO): cobalamin binding
Source: RefSeq, a predicted model, not a curated record